GUUAAUCGCACGACUCAGAGGGGGAGAGAGAAAAUUAGUCGAUUGAACGGCACGGGACAUAUCCAGGCGGCGAUUUCGUCGGUGCUCGUCGAUUUUCACUCUUCUCUUUUAACUCCAAAUACCUUCCAUGUCAAGACUACAGAUAUUCAACUAAUGGUAAAGCCAAAACAAAGACAGAUCCAUCGUUCCACUGGAAAGAAGCAUCAAAAUCAAUGUUUCCCCCAUGCUGAUCCACCUGAUGACGGAGAUUGGAUGGUGGUCAAGAAGCAGAGAAUAACAAUUAUAAUCCCUCCUAUGCCUAAUAAGAAGCGCUCAGAAAUGCCUACUGUAGAAGAUGGUCAGCUACAAGAAAAGCCAAGAAGCAUCACUAACUCCAAGUCACCAAGAAACACCACCAACUCCCAGUCACCUAAUAGAAAAACUAACUCCCAGUUGCACUGCUCGUCAGCAAACACUGUGGAGCGAUCAGUCCAUGAAAUGGAUAAAUCCAGGUCAUCUGAAGAACAGGCUGCUGUUCAACCUCAACCUCCUCUAGAAGUGCCCAAUGUAAAUUUCGAAAAGCCCCCAAGUUCAUCCCAUCAGAGGACCACCUUAGACCAUUCUCCACUUUGUGGUCAUAGAGAGGGGAAUGACAUUGGUCCAUGGAGCAUCCCGAGAUCUAGGCAGGGAAUGAAGCUAUUUGCUGAUAGCACCUCAUUUCUAAAUCAAAGGAUGAGAGCGUUGCAUCUAGAGAAAAAGCUCAGGAAGGCAGGGGGAUUGGAGAAUUGGCUUGAUUCUCUUGGCCUUGCACGAUUCAUCAAGGUUUUCCAGAUGAGAAGGGUCGGCAAAUUUCAACUGGCAAAUCUUACUAUGCAGAAGCUCAAAGACAUGGGCACGGAUGCCAUUGGUCCGAGGAGAAAGCUGAUGCAUGCCAUUGAUUGCCUCUGUGAACCCCAUUGUUUCCAGCACAUCUGAAUGUUGUAUCAUCUUCUUUGAAUUUUACUGGGUUAAAUGUUGGGGGAAUUUUGUAAAAACAUGACCCUUUUUUUAGCUUUACAUCGGUCUAUAGCUUGGUGUCGCCUAGUUUAACUUUACACGGCGCCCCAUUUACCAGUAGAUUACUAUGUAAAAGUCUUAUACUUCCUGUUAACCUAUAAAUGUUAUACUAUGAUUCUCCUAUUUUUUCCAAAUCCAACUUUUUA
Messenger RNA from Salvia hispanica, 1181 nucleotides. Its product is annotated as Sterile alpha motif (SAM) domain-containing protein. Gene Ontology annotation, molecular function: protein binding. The record is from RefSeq and is a predicted model, not a curated record. Lineage: Eukaryota; Viridiplantae; Streptophyta; Magnoliopsida; Lamiales; Lamiaceae.